GUCAAAGACUCGGUGGAAUUAUCUCCCUUGAAAAAAUUUAUGGGAAAAUGAUCUUGCACCAAAACAAACUGAAUUUUGUGAAAACUAACGAGAAGGGAGAUGAUUGAGUAAGAAAAUCUAUAAUCAAUCUACAAUGAGUUGGACAUAUGAAACAAGGUUACGUCCCCAGCCAAGACAUGAUCUGAAAUGGCUGAAAACAGAUUUGCAGGAGGCGUUCUCGGAGGACAGCUUGAGUCAGCUGUGGAAUGAACUUGUCCGCGAUGGAGAAAUAACAACUGGUGGUAACAAUGGAUUGAUAAAUAGUGCUGGAGUAUUAGCCAAGAAAGGUGAGACGGGGAAGUAUUACUGUGGAAUGAAACUGCUGUCAUGUAAAUGCUGUGAUGGACAUUGUGGACCAGAUAAUGGAUGUAACUGCGACCCCUGUGCUGCCCUUGAUAAGGAAGAGGAGGAGAAUGCGGCGGAAAUGGCCCACAGACCCCCACCUGCAGGGCCAAUGAUUGACAGCUGGACAUGGGGAGAAGAACCAGAUACAGCAAAGCUAGAAGUGUGUCUCCGUUCGUUGCUACAUGAGAACCAGCAGUUAUGCACAGAGGCUGCUUGCACCUCCCUGUCGACAACACGACUCCAGCAGCGACUAGCUGUCCUCGAGCGCUACUUUAGCGCAGUCUCGAGACAAUCACCUCCCGAGAAAAGUGGACCAUCUAAGAAAAGUCAGGCAAACCAAACUAAUUUGAAUAAACAGAAAAGUAACAUCAAACCAGCAGAGAAAGCUACCAUGGGUUUGGCUAGAGUCGGAUCCAGAGCUGCACUAAGUUUUGCUUUUGCAUUCCUCCGUCGAGCCUGGAGGUCAGGAGAAGAUUCAGACCUAUGUUCAGAACUCCUUCACGAGUCCCUGGAAGCCCUGCAGUCUCUGCCAGAGGCCAGCCUGUUCGAGGAUGGCUCAGUGUCUGGGGUCUGGCUAGAUGUCGUGGAGAGAGCAGCCAAGUUUCUCAACUCAGUGGUUGCAGGAGAUGUAAACUCGUCCAGUGGAGCGACCGGAAAGACCCCAGUUCCUGUGCAGGAUCAGCAAACAGCCCUUGCGCUUAUUCUCGAAUUAGCAGUGCAGCGGGGAACUUUAAACCAUGUAUUGAACUGUGUCUUACUGCUCCUCAAUCUGUGGAACAACAGCCGCCAUGAUUUUGACAACCGUGUUAGUUGUAACCUAUACAGUGCCCCGCUUAUACCAUUGUUGAAAAGAUUUCAGAGCAUACAGUGUGCCAAAUCGCGAGUCCUAGAGCCAUCAAAAUGGGACGAGAGCAACUACUAUGUAAGCCCAACAGAAUGUUUUCUACGUUACCUGACUUACCCAGAAGAUGCAAGUUUGGCAGUAGACCUCCGUAUGAGUGCUGUGGUAGUAAUGUCACACCUGGACAGACUGUGUCAACCCUACCUUCCACUCACUGCCUCACAGAAGUGUCAGAAAACCAGUUUGAUGCAGGAAGUGAUUGCGUGGGGUUGGUUUGCCUGGAAAGGCGGGAAUGUUAGCAGUGGACCAAUCACACUGGACUUCCUAAAUGAUGUGGGUGGAGUCCAGCAGAUUGUAUGUGCUGAGAGGGUGAUGACAAUUCUAGCGGGAAAUGGAAACGUAUAUCUCAUUUCAUAUACAUCAGAAGCUGCAUCUAUGUGGAUGAUUGGAGGUUUUGGUGAUCGUGAAGUUGUGAAACUAGCAGCCCAUCCAGACGGUAAACAUUACCUGGCCCUGACAAAAGAUGGGGAAGUUUUGUCCUGGGGCAAUGGUGAUGGGGGCAGGCUUGGACAUGGAGAUAAUAUUUCUCGAGAAGAACCCACAUUGAUUACGGCGCUGUCUGGCAAGCAAGUUGUACAUAUCACCUGUGGUAGUACAUACAGUGCUGCAGUCACUUCUAGUGGAGAGCUCUACACCUGGGGUAGGGGGAACUAUGGUCGCCUAGGUCAUGGAGGAAGUGAGGACCAGUGCGCGCCAAACCUCGUCACGGCUUUAAAAGGACAUAAAGUGAUAGAUGUGGCUUUGGGAAGUGGUGAUGCUCAAUCCCUGGCAGUGACAGAUACAGGUGCAGUGUAUUCCUGGGGUGAUGGUGACUAUGGUAAACUGGGAAGAGGCGGGAGUGAUGGCUGUAAAACCCCAAAAGUCAUUGAGAAACUGAUGGGUCAAGAUGUCAUUAAAGUUUACUGUGGAGCACAGUUCAGUAUGGCCCUAACAAAAUCAGGAUCUGUGUUUUCAUGGGGUAAAGGUGACAACUAUCGUCUGGGACAUGGUACGGAGGAACAUAUUCGUGUACCUAAACAAAUUGAACAUUUCGGUGGGAAGAAGAUUGUUGACAUUUCUGUAGGCUCAAUGCAUUGUCUGGCAGUCAGUGAGGAUGGUGAUGUGUACGGCUGGGGUCGUAACGACCAGGGACAGCUAGGGGACAUGUCCAUACAGUGCAGGACGGAGCCCACAUUGCUGACUGGUUUGGAUGGCAAGAAAAUAAUAGGAGCUGCAUGUGGACCCUCACAGAGUUUCGUGUGGUCUUAUGGUGGACACUCAACUAUAGGUAUGAGAGUACCAUUUGUUGUGGAUAUCAGUAAGGCCACUUUUGAACAGCUAGACGAGCUGUUAGCAGAGGUAUGUGAGGGUAUGGACGGACAUAGUGAUUGGCCGCCGCAGCAGGAAAAAGAGUGUAUGGCCGUAGCGGGGCUUAAUCUACUUAAUCUGCAGCUCCAUGUUGCUAUUUCCCACAAUGAGAGCUUUGAACAACUGGGGCUUGGAACUGGCAGCUCUCUUGUAACCAGCCUGAAGAAGAGAGUUGUCUCCCUUGCAAGUAAUAGUGGCGUUAUCUCCACAGUACAGAUGGCAGCACAAAAUACAUUACAGAACGGCUGGUCUAUUCUCCUCCCCACAGCUGAGGAGAGAGCGAGGGCACUUUCAUCAUUACUGUCCUCUGGAGGUCGAGAUGCAUCAGGAAUGAGUGCUGGUCAGAGAUUCAUGACGGACCUUCUGGUCAGCAGCUUGAUGGCAGAUGGGGGACUGGAGUUUGCUAUGGAAGAAGCCAUCAAAAAAGAAAAAGAAACUUUUGAAGAUAAAAAGGAAAUGGAAGAGAAAGAAGAUCGGAAGACGCCAGAUUCUGAGGCAUCAAGCGAGACAAAACUUGAACCAGGCACUGACAUAGAGGAUGAUUCCAGUGCUAGCAUUCCAUUGUUACAGCUUAUACAGCAGUUACUUAGGAACUCUUCAUCACAUUCCCAAUCAUUGUUACAUGAGUUGUCGAGGGACGGUGUUGUCAAGAUGGAGGAGACUGUGAUGAAAGACACGUCGCCAUCCCUGGACCUACUCCUACAGUUCCAGAGGUUACUGGUUGCCAAGAUGUUUCCCAAACAGAGCUGUUGCCUGGCUUCUCCAACAGAUUUAGACUUCACAUUACAAGGGGCUGGAUCACUGUUGAAGAAAUACACGUCCUUGUUAUGUAACCAUGUAAACGAUAUACUGCCCCUAGGGGCCAGCUUGGCUAAUAUCAGCUCUAAACAUUUCUCCCUUGUCUCGAAAAUCAUCACCAGUGAUGUCACAGGAGUCCUAUUACCAGAGAUGUUGACCUGCAUGGUCCUGUUACAGCUACGUGGCCCGGCUGUUGUGCAGAUGUCUGGAUCGGUUCCCAUCUUAGAACAAGUGUUAGAUAUCCUCGAUAAAUACAACAGACUGGCUCCCGGUCUCAGCAGAGAAGAUAGGGAGGAUCUGUCAUGGCCAGGAGUCUGGAGUCAGGCAAUAGACAAGAUCAGUCACAAAAGUCAAGAUGAUGUACAGACUAUACGUAAAGCUGAUCUCGAGAAUCAUAACAAAGAUGGAGGAUUAUGGAUCAUAAUUCAUGGCAAAGUUUACGACGUCCAUGACUUCAAGACGCAGGCACAGUGUGGAUGGGAGAUGCUCACGGAGUACGCUGGUCGAGACGCAACAACAGCCUUUGAGAACGCUCACCAUUCACUGGAAGCACGGGAAAUGUUACAGGCAUUUUAUGUGGGACAGUAUGUGGAGCCUGAGAAAGACAUUAUACAGCUCAUGGACACGAGCACGGCCUCCUCCCCACUGAUGGACACAGAACGUACCCUGAGUCUUCUCCUUGGCCUCCAUGCAGCUCAACAAGCUCGUAGUACACCCCUCUCACAGGACGAGCUUGAGUGUAGUGACUGGUUGAGCUCAGACUUCUUUCGUGGCGGACUUCAGCUGUUGCAGCCCAGGAACCCUUUUGAAGAGGAAAAAGGGGAGAGCAGGUCUUCUAGUGUGACUACUACACCAGGUGCAGGUGCAACAAGCACAACCAGUGAGAUGACAAGUUCUGCUAUAGAGGAUAAGGAGGCCCUUUUUGAUCGCCAGGCCUCUAUCUCUGAUGUAUCGAGGCCCUUCCUUCAGGCCCUGGCAGAGGGACGAUGUCAAGACCUGGCAGCAAAAACGUUCCUGGGUAUGGCAGAGAGAUACUCAAAGCAACAUCACAUCAGCUUGCCUAUAGAUUUCCCAGCAGAACAUCCGGUAGAAGAAGUUGGAAGAUUGCUGUUAGCAGUGUUGAUAAAGCAUCAUGAUCUGGCCCAUGUUAUCCUGGGUCUGGUAGAACAUGGACAGGGAGAUAUGGGUAAAUUAACCUUUCCUAAAGCUAUCACAGAGCUGCUCCGUGUUGUAGGACAAGUGAAGAGAUCUUUGAUCAAGGCUCACCAAGAUCAGAGCAGGUCUUACAAAGAGGUUUGUGCCCCUGUGAUUGAGAGAUGUCACUUCCUGUUUAAUGAACUACGACCCGCUAUCGGGAAUGAGGUUAAUGCCAUGAGUAGGUCAAGACUUCUACACAGCACAUCUCGAUGGAAAAUUGCCAUAGAUAAAGUGAUAGAGGAGAAUAGGAAAAAGAGAUAUUCCCCAGUUGUAGUUACUCUGAAUGUUGCUGAUGAUGAAAAGUCAACCCCAGAAGCAGAUGGAGAAGACAAAGGUCAAGGUCAUGACCCUGUUGUAAGCCAAUCAGAGGAAGUGCCAGGUGGCAGCACUGAAUGUAUGGGUGGAGCUAAAGCAAUAGAUACCCAAUCAGAACCAGGAGAAUUUGUGGUUAAAGUAUUUGGAAAGAAUGAGGCUCCUUUAGGAGAUUCUUUAGAGGAAGAACAUGACAUUGAGUUAGUUGAUGGAAGUGCAGAUGUGGAAGGCCUUCCCCCUAUGGAAGGAAGUGGACUUAUUGGUCAUCAUAGGAAGAAACAUGGAAAACUUAGAAGGAAGAAAGACUCAUGGGACUCUCUUGUCAGUAUGGUGACCAGCAGUCAGAAGCUGAGUUGGCUACGUCAACGUCUUACGGGGGCUCGGACCGAGAUGCCACUGGUCAACAAGAUUGUAGAAUUUGUCAUGCAUGAGAAUCCAAUAGAUAUAGAGAAACUUCGGAGGUCUUUACAUCAUCAGGUACGGAGAGCUGAGACACGUUUAAAAGGAAUACAGACUAUGUUAACACUAGUACACAAGGAUUAUUUGAUUCCAUCAGUGAAGUAUAAUCUUCUUUGUGGCUGGCAAGGUCUUCUUACUAUGGGACAUAGGGUCUGCAAACCUGUACCACAGUGUCUGACAGAUAUCACCCUGAUUCCACCAUGUGAUAGAAUUCUACUGCAGAUGACAUUCUCGGAACUAUACCGCUGGUCUAUACAGGAACUAAGACAUAAUGUUCUACAGGUUGAUAUCACCUUCAAAUCCAAGGGAGUUAAUCCAUGUCUGCCCAGUUACAACAGCCAGGAUAAUACAAAGGAGAGGUUGAACAUGGGUGUGUUGCCCCAGGCAAGAUUUAUACUUGCUCACCUAGGACUGUUGGUAUCAGAGCAUCAAGGGAACAGUCUGAGUCUGCUUCUAAACUCUGGGGUUCUUGCUCUUACUCAGAGUAUACUCAGACUCAUUGGACCAGAUCCAGAGAGGGUUCUGCAGGACACCAGUAGUUCUACAAUAUGUGCUGUACUAGAGGAGCAGAAACACAAGAAGCAGGCUGCGCCGGUUCCUGUAUCGGGUCCUGAACUCGCAGCCCUUAUGAAGAUUGGGACACGAGUGGUCAGAGGAGUGGACUGGAAAUGGGGUGAUCAGGAUGGUCCACCACCCAGUAUGGGACGUGUAAUCGGGGAGUUAGGGAAUGAUGGUUGGAUCAGAGUACAGUGGGAUUCCGGAAGCACAAACAGCUACAGGAUGGGGAAAGAAGGAAAAUACGACCUGAAACUAGCAGAACCACCAGAAAUACCAGAUAAUGAUGAAGAUGAUGAUGAAGAUUUGAUUCCUAGUAAAGACUCGAAGAAAACUGAAAGUAAACACCCCACAGCAUUAAUCAGAAAAGCAACCUUGACCUUGCUUAGAGUUGUUUCCGUGGCAACAGGCAUCCACUCGGAAUCCACCCAGAAGGAGGCUGUAGGCACUUUAUGUGGACUGAUGAGGAAUAUUGUAGAUUGUGGAUGUAACUAUGGACUGAAUGCAAACUCAGUGUCAGUACAGAUAGCAUGUGAACAGCACUAUAGCUGGUGUUCUCUCGGAUUUCUACGUAGCAUAGCAACAGGGCCAACAGUGUGUCAAGCUCUUAGUUCACAGAGAUGGGUAGAUCUUCUGUUGAAAAUAUUGGAGGAAGAAAAAGCACAUAAACAAGCUAAUGUUUCCAAACAGAUUCUGACAAUUAAAUUACUGAGAACAGUGCUACCAUCCUGGGAUCAUAAUGUGGAGGAAGCCAGGGUCCAGACCAUUGUUAACAGACUUAUACACUUGCUGGGAUCCAUCCUGGUUUCCUGCUCAGCAGAUCCUACACUAGUACCCCAUGUUGAUUCUCCAAGAAGACAGCGUCACAGAGCACCUGUUUCCCUGACUGCAUCAUACACAAGCACGGUUGCCGAGGAGCUCGUACUGUUGCUAAGGAAGCUGCACACUCUGGAUACAUGGAACUUGUGUAUCAAUCAGCUCAUGGUGAAACAUCUGAGAACACUGCCACACAUUUUGUUGGAUCAUCAUGUUGGAGCAAAGAAUGAUCCCACCCUGGCUACAGAUGAGGCCUCUGUGCUGGCCAUGCUGGCUGCCAUUGGUGGAGUAGACAGCCGACCACGACUGGGAGGCGUCGUAAAGAUAGAUGACAUUGGGACAGGUACAAUAUCGAAGAUAACGCCACGUGGGAAGAUUCUGGUACAGAUGAAUGAUGGAACUGUGUCAUCUUGUAGACUUAGUUCUCUUGUACCAGUACAGUGUUUGGAGUUCAAUGUGGAGAAGUUGUCACUGUCGGAGGAGAUAGUGAACAUGUUAGCUACCAUGUUGUGUCUGGCCUGCCACAUCUACAGGGUGGAGAAGGAAGGUAGAGACUCGGACAAGGCACCGCUGGCUACAAGUACAACCACUGUAGAAUCUGAAGUUACAAGAGUUGACAUGGGUGAGCUGAGAAAGCAACAGAUCAAACUUGGUAUGUUACGAGCAGGACGAGUACUUCUUCAAAAUCAGAGCAUUCUGCGUAAAAUCCUCACCCAGAUCACGUUGCCGGAACUCCAGCACUCGGAGGUAGAUACCAGCACUAGCGAUGAGGAUUGUUCACCGGACACUGGAGAUUCACUGAAUACUAUACUGCAGCAGUUUCUGAUGUCGGCGACACAGCCUUCCCCACUGAAAGCUUUGUUUGGUAGAGACGAACUGGAGGCAGCUUGUCUGUCCGUCUGUCAGUAUCUGACAGCAUCUAGAGACUGUUUUGAAGAAGAAGUUGAUGAAUCAGACUCGGACAGUGAGGCGGCUCCUUACCAGGCUCCGCCCCCUGCUGCUCCUGUGCCUACAGUAAACAUAAACCCUGAUGUGCCAACUGUCCUAGGAAAACCAAAGAUUAAGAAAAGUAAGCCAAGUGUCCCGCCACCUUUACCUGAGGUGACACGUAUCAUGGAAAUGGGAUUUCAGAGGAAACAAGUGGAGUAUGCUAUCAAAUCUCUUGGUGGUUCACUGGCAUCAGCCUCAGAUAUACCAAGUCCAGAGUCGGUGGUGAACUGGUUGAUUGAGCAUGUUGAGACUUUACCAGCUGAGGAUUCAGACUCCGACAGCGUGUCAUCGGUAGAUUAUGACUCUGAUACUGACUCCACAUCAGAUGUAUUUGAAGAUCUGGAUUCAUCUGGAGAGUUGUUGCUGUCAGUGGUGUUAGGUAACAAUACAAAUACCAACCAAGCCUUCAAGAAGCGGGCAGAUUUUCCAACAGACGAUGAAUAUGCCAUGUACAUCAGAGACAAUAUACAGGUUGGGAUGUCUAUCAAAUGUUGCAGGUCGUACGAGGAGGUGCAUGAAGGAGACAUUGGUAAAGUUAUCAAAUUGGACAGAGAUGGCCUUCAGGAUUUGAAUAUACAAGCCGAUUGGCAGAGAAAAGGUGGAACAUACUGGGUACGAUAUGUACAUGUUGAACUGCAAGGAUUCAUUAACACAAGCUCGAGUAUCAAAGUUGGAGACAAAGUACGGGUAAAGCCCAGUGUAGUGACACCCACUUACAAAUGGGGCUCGGUGACUCAUCGCAGUGUGGGUACAGUGACAGCCAUUAUAUCAAAUGGACGAGACAUUACAGUAGAUUUCCCACAGCAGGCACACUGGACAGGGGUAAUAGAUGAGAUGGAACUGGUACCCAGCACUCACACCGGAGUCGGAUGUGAUGAGUGCAGCAUGUUCCCAAUCAUUGGUGUUCGCUACAAGUGUCGUAUCUGUGACAACUUUGAUUUCUGUGAGAACUGUUUCAAAUCAAAGAAACACAGACAUCCGUUCAGUAGGAUUGCGGAACCUGGAAGUGAACCAGUCCCAGCAGGUAAACCAGGCAAACAAAAGAAGAGACCAGUCUACCCUACCAGUGGUUCCCUGAUUGAAGACUGGCACAUGUGUGUAAAGAACCUGACUGUAUCUACACGGGAGAAUCAGGCACACAGACUGAUUGAGGGCAACAGUGGAUACUGGCAAAGUGCUGGUUCCCAGGGCAAGCAUUGGAUUCGUAUUGAGAUGUUACCAGAUAUUCUAGUCAACCGUUUAUUUAUGAGAGUAGAGCCAACAGAUUCAAGCUACAUGCCAUCUAUGAUUGUCAUCAGUGGUGGUGACACUGUCCACUCCUUGAAGGAGAUCAGAUCUGUAAACAUCGGCUCCUCUGAUUCUCUUAUAACCCUUCUUCAAGAUUGCACUGAUUAUUACAGAUUUAUAGAGAUUGCCAUUAAACAAUGUCGACAGAGUGGUAUCGACUGUAAAAUCCAUGGUCUAUCUGUGAUUGGACGAUUCAGGUCAGACGAUGACUCGGCAGCCGGGUUUUCGUUCCUCGCCUCUGACCGGGAGGAUGAGGAAGAAGAUGUGAAUCGGAUGCUGAUACCAUCAGUGAAACGUAAGGUGAAGGGAGCAGGAAAAGAGAUUCAGACCCACGUGUUUACCUGGGGUCUCAAUGAUAAAGACCAGCUUGGAGGACCUAAAGGCUCAAAGAUUAAGUUACCAGUGUUGAAUGAGACAUUAUCAGCUCUGAAGUGUGUACAGAUUGUAGGUGGAUCCAAAUCUCUCUUCUGUGUGACACAGGAAGGGAAAGUUUAUGCAUGUGGUGAGGCUACCAAUGGCCGUCUGGGACUGGGGAUGAGUGCUGGAACGGUAUCUGUACCUCGACAACUUACUGCUCUCAGUCAGUAUGUCAUCAAGAAAGUUGCAGUGCAUUCUGGAGGCCGACAUGCCCUGGCUCUCACUGUGGAUGGAAAGGUGUUCUCCUGGGGAGAGGGUGAUGAUGGCAAACUAGGACAUUUCAGCAGAAUGAAUUGUGACAAGCCGAGACUUAUAGAUGCUUUGAAAUCUAAACGUGUACGUGACAUCUCGUGCGGAAGUUCCCAUAGUGCAGCUAUUACCUCUAAUGGUGACCUGUAUACAUGGGGACUAGGUGAAUAUGGACGUCUCGGACAUGGCGAUAACACUACACAGCUAAAACCAAAGCAGGUGAAGGAGUUGGCAGGACAGAGAGUUAUACAGAUUGCCUGUGGUAGUAGAGAUGCACAGACCUUGGCCCUCACAGACGAGGGUCUGGUGUACUCAUGGGGAGAUGGGGAUUUCGGAAAGCUUGGCCGAGGAGGCAGUGAGGGAUGUAACAUUCCAAAGGAGAUUGACAGGUUGAGGGGCCUGGGUGUAACCCAGAUUGAGUGUGGAGCUCAGUUCUCACUGGCAAGAACAAAGUCUGGACAAGUUUGGACCUGGGGCAAGGGAGACUAUUUUCGACUAGGUCACGGCACAGAUGCCCAUGUAAGGAAGCCCACCCUUGUUGAAGGUCUGGUAGGGAAGAAGAUUGUCCAUGUAGCUGUUGGUGCCCUACAUUGCCUAGCUGUCACAGAAACUGGACAGGUUUAUGCUUGGGGUGACAAUGACCAUGGACAGCAGGGUAACAGCACUACUACUGUGAACAGGAAACCAGCUCUUGUCCAUGGUUUGGAGGGAUACAAAAUCACCAAGGUGGCUUGCGGGUCUUCCCAUAGUGUAGCAUGGGCCACAACAGACCUGUCCACCCCUAUGACACAUGAACCAGUCCUGUUCUCAACUUCCAGAGAUCCUCUAGGAGCAACCAAUUUAGGUAUACUGGAGGGAAACAACGAGGAUCAUUCACCAAACCUGUCACAGUCCUCACACACCAAAUCUUCUCGGCCAUCUCUUGCCAAGGUCAUACUCUCACAGGAAUCAGAUGUUGCCAAGCAACAGGCACUCACCAACGUUCUUACAGCUUUACAGAUUAUAUAUGCCAGGGAUGUUGUAGUUAGUGCACUACUGAAGGAGGCACAGGCUGUGCCAGCACCGAACCCAAUGGUGACUUCUCUCUCCCAUGCUACAGCCACGCCCAGGAGUAUGACUCCCACCCCCAGUAUGGACUCCAGUAUGGUAGCUUCCACCUCCCAGCAAGCGGACCUGGUGUCUGUCAUAGAUCAUAAUGAUAUUGGUGUAUCAUUAGUGGACUCCACACAAGAGACAACAACUUUAGAAGAACACCAUGCAUUUCCCAGCAUGCAUUCCUUGGCAUCCAAGGUUUCCAAGGUUACGAGUAUCAUGGCAGAGACAUUCACCUCACCAGAUGAGGUCACCAGUACGAUGGAAUCACAAGAACCACAAGUUAUCAUGUCAGGUCUGGAUGAGUUUACAAGUAAACUGAGUGCAGAUGAUUCUAGAGUGUUGGUUGACCUGCUGAAGUUAUCAGUAGCGACUCGCGUAGGCAACAGAGGAAAGGAGACACUGUCCGAGGUCCUUACUUGCCUGGCCAAAGCCAACCCUGCGGUGGCAGAAAUGUUGCUCGAACUCUGUGUGACAGAGCUGGAGGAUGUAGCCGCUGACCGGGACUCGGGUCGAUCUCUGGCUCAGCCCGUAGUCCAGGAGAGUCCACACCCAUACACUGAUGAUACUUCAUUGGCAGGACAUGUUAAAAUUCCAGGAGCGGAGGCACUGAGAAUAGAAUUUGAUCGAAGAUGUUCAACUGAAAGAAGACAUGACCCACUCACUAUAAUGGACAGUGCUGGGAGAAACCUUACUGUUAGAUCAGGUCGUGAAUGGACAGACUGGUCGUCUGAGUUGCGUAUACAAGGUGACGAAAUACGUUGGAAGUUUACUAGUGAUGGUUCAGUCAAUGGUUGGGGUUGGUGUUUCACUGUGUAUCCCAUAAUGCCAGCAGCCGCCCCCAUGGACAUGUUGUCAGAUCGUACUGUACUGUCGAGACCAUCUAUAGACCUAGUGACGUGUCUGCUGGGUUUCAAACUUGAAGUUAACAUGGAUAGAAACAUCAUUGCGAGAUUGGCUGCAUCACUGGCAGCUUGUGCCCAGCUCAGUUCACUUGGUGCUGCACAGAGGAUGUGGGCACUACAGAAGCUACGGCGACUGAUCAGUGUAAACUUUGGACAAACCUUGAAUGUUAAUGAACUGUUGUUGAGUCCUACACUAGAGUCAGCUGACCAGGAUAUGUCUAGAUCUUUCUCUGUGCCGCUGACAAGCACAGCACUGUCAUCACUUGUGAAAGGUUUACCGGAGGCUUUACAGAGACAGUAUGAGUACGAGGACCCGAUUGUACGCAGUGGGAAACAUCUUAUGCAUAGCCCUUUCUUUAAGGUUUUGGUUGCACUUGCCUGUGAUUUGGGUCUCGACUCCCUGCCAUGCUGUACAGAAAUGGCUCACAAAUGGGCAUGGUUUAGACGUUACUGUAUGGCAGCCAGGGUUGUCACCGCCAUUGUGAAGCGAGGAAAGUUGCCCGCGACCUUCCUGGAGGAGGUGAUGAAGAAGAUACAAGAUAUUGCCGACGAUGGGGAAAACAUCACACUGGAUCAUGCUGACCAUACAAUAUUCAAACAGGAACUGGACGAACAGCUUCUUCUCUGGAUGAACAGAAAACCAGAGGAUUGGACCCUAUCCUGGGGAGGAAGUGGUCAGAUUUGGGGUUGGGGACACAAUCACAGAGGUCAGCUGGGUGGAGUUGAAGGGGCAAAGGUGAAGUUACCUGUGAGCUGUGAGUCACUGUCAGGUCUCAGACCACUACAGCUGAUUGGAGGGGAGCAGACACUGUUUGCAGUUACAGCUGAUGGGAAGGUAUAUGCGACUGGUUAUGGUGCAGGAGGCAGACUGGGUAUAGGUGGUACGGAGUCAAUAUCAACACCUACGUUGCUAGAAUCUAUACAACACGUGUUCAUUAAGAAGAUAGCUGUAAACUCUGGAGGGAAACACUGUCUGGCACUGUCCGCCGAGGGGGAGGUGUACUCCUGGGGUGAGGGAGAGGAUGGUAAACUAGGACAUGGAAAUAGAAGCCCAUGUGAUAGACCUAGAGUGAUAGAGUCCCUGAGAGGCAAGGAGGUGGUGUCUAUAGCAGCAGGGGGAGCACACAGUGCAUGUAUAACAUCCAGUGGAGAACUGUUUACAUGGGGGAAGGGUCGAUAUGGAAGGUUAGGGCAUGGGGAUAGUGAAGACCAGUCACGUCCAAAAAUGGUUGAGGCCCUGAAAGGUCAGCGGGUCACUGAUGUAGCGUGUGGAAGUGGAGAUGCACAGACAUUGUGUAUAACAGACAAUGACUGUGUUUGGUCAUGGGGAGAUGGUGACUAUGGAAAACUUGGUCGAGGUGGAAGUGAUGGUUGUAAAGUACCUAUGAAGAUAGAUGCACUACAAGGUCUGGGUGUUGUCAAGGUCGAAUGUGGUUCACAAUUCUCUGUGGCUCUCACAAAAUCUGGAUCUGUUUUCACCUGGGGAAAAGGUGACUACCAUAGACUUGGUCAUGGAAGUGACGACCAUGUGAGACGUCCUCGCCGUGUCUCGGCUCUGCAAGGCAAGAAAGUGGUAGAUAUAGCUUGUGGUUCCCUGCACUGUGUAGGGUGUACAGACAUGGGCGAGGUCUACUCCUGGGGUGAUAAUGAUGAGGGACAGCUAGGUGAUGGUACAACCAAUGCUAUUCAGAGACCUAGGCUAGUAGCUGCAUUGCAAGGUAAAAAGAUCAACAGAGUAGCUUGCGGGUCUGCUCACAGUUUAGCUUGGUCUACAAAUAAACCAGUCAGUGCUGGCAAGCUGCCAACAGCUGUACCAAUGGAAUACAACCACCUGCAGACAAUACCCAUAACCACCCUGAGAAAUAGACUGGUUCUACUGCAUCACUUCUCAGACUUAUUCUGUCCUUCUAUCUCCAUGUUUGAUCUGCAGGAUACCAGUCAGGAUAAAGAGAAAGGGGAGGUGUUUACUGGUUUAGAUAAACUCAGAGGGGUGAUUGUCUCAAGUGCAAAGGAAACUGCAUUCAGAAAAGUCGUUCAAGCCACAAUGGUUCGAGACAAACAACAUGGCCCUGUAUUAGAACUGAACAGAAUACAGGUGAAGAGGUCACGUGGUAAAGGCGGAGUUGCGGGCCCUGAUGGUAUAAAGUCAGUAUUCGGUCAGAUGUCACUGCAGAUGGGCGUGUUUGGGGCUGACUCCCUGAUGCUUCCUCACAGGAUCUGGAAAGUGAAGUUUGUUGGGGAGUCAGUGGACGACUGCGGUGGUGGAUAUAGUGAAAGUAUUGCUGAAAUGUGCGACGAGUUACAGAAUGGUUCCCUGCCGCUUCUCAUUGUUACACCAAAUGGUAGAGACGAGUCGGGAGCCAAUAGAGACUGCUUCCUCCUCAAUCCAAUGUUAAAAUCACCUCUACAACAAAACAUGUUUAAAUUUCUAGGUAUUCUGAUAGGUAUAGCAAUCCGUAGUGGAAGUCCACUCAGUAUAAACCUUGCAGAACCAUUGUGGAAACAGGAUGCAGGAAUGCCCCUCACCAUUGGGGAUCUGACAGAAGUGGAUAAGGACUUUGUGCCAGGUUUGAUGUGUAUAAAGGAGAUGGAUGAAGUAGAUCUAAGGAGAGCAGAUAUGCCGUUCAGUGUACCAAGUUCUAACGGGCAGGAGAUACAGCUUAGUAACAAGUACUUGAAGAUCACGCCGGAAAAUAAGUCCGAAUAUAUACGACUGGCCAUGAACUACAGGUUACAUGAGUUUGAUGAACAAGUAAAGUGGGUAAGAGAAGGAAUGAGUAAAGUGGUUCCCGUACCUCUUCUCUCACUGUUUACCGGCCUCGAGGUGGAAACAAUGGUAUGUGGCAGCCCAGAUAUCCCGCUGAAUCUUCUGAAGUCUGUAGCGACCUAUAAGGGUGUGGAUGCAUCUGCUCCCCUCGUACAGUGGUUCUGGGAGGUGAUGGAGGAGUUCUCUAAUGCUGAGAGGUCACUGUUCUUGAGAUUUGUCUGGGGUCGUACACGACUACCUCGUACCAUAGCUGACUUCAGAGGCAGAGACUUUGUGCUUCAGGUGUUAGACAAGUACCAUCCCCCUGACCACUUCUUGCCAGAGAGCUACACUUGCUUUUUCUUGCUGAAGAUGCCACGCUACUCGUGCAAGCACGUGCUUCAGGAGAAACUCAAGUAUGCCAUACACUUCUGUAAAUCUAUAGACACGGAUGACUAUGCUCGUGUCGCACUAACCGGAGAGGAAGAAUUGACGUCUGAAGGAACUGACGAGUCUGAUGAAGCGCAGUCAUUUAAUUCAGAUGGUGAAAUCUCGGAUCUAGAUAACAGUUUUUAGAAAAAAAUGAAGAGAGACAGAACACUAAACAGCAGUAAUAGAAAUUUCAGUUAAAGAAUCGGAACACUGAACAGUAAUAGGAAAAAUAAUGUAUUCAAAUUGGAAUAAAGACAGUACAUGAAGAUAAAGAAAAAAUCAGAGGAAUAUACUGCAAAAUGACCUUGGUUUGUUUUUUUUUCGUACAAACAAAACAUUGGUGGAAAAACAUUUUACAUAUUGUAUUUUAAUGUAAUGGUAAACAAACACCAUUUUCUACUUCUUAUUGUUCUAUUCCUACAUGCUUAAAAUGUUGUGAAAUUGUACACAUUUUCUUUCAAGAAAAAAACAGUAAAAGAGAUGUUUUAAAAAGUUUCUAUAAAAAUUUCUGUUGUAAUUAAUUGUUGGUAUUUUGUAUUUUUGGGAUGAAGAUUGGAGAGGAGUAAUAUAUCGUUUUCAUUUAAAUGGUUUUAAAAGCUCUUUCUUGAUGUUUCAUAAUUGUAAAGGUAUAUUGAUUUCUUGGCAAUGACCUACAGUACAAAAAAAUGACAAGUUAACAGUUUUUUUUUUCACAUUGUGUAAUAUUUAAGUGUGUUUGGAAAAAAUAACCAAAGAAGUAUAAAUACAUUUAUUUUUUAUUUUUAUAGCUCUUUGAAUUAACUGAAUGUAUUUGUACUCCACUGAAAUACUAAUGUUGUAAAAAGGCAUAUUAGUACUUGGCAUUGGAAGUAAAAUGAUUAAAUGAUUAAGCAUUCCAGUGCAUGUGUAUGUAUAUACUAUGGUAACAAUUGUGUGUGUUUUCAGGAUUCCAGAGAAUAGUUUUUACCCAGUUUAACUGAUGACUGUUAACUACCUGUAGUUGACUACAACAACCCACAUGCUUCAUCACAGUGUUACCAUGCUUAUGUUGUGUCAUACAUGUAACAAAUUACCUGCAAUAGUUAAAAGUAACACAAUUUUGUUUUCCUAACAAAACAUUAUAUAGAUGCUACAAUUUAGAUUUUUUCCAUGGGCAUAUUACUGUACAUAGGCAUUCAUAAAAGUCCAGAAAAGAUGACAUAAGGGCAAAAUGGUUUGUAAAUGUUCCUUUGCUAUCGUUCAUACAAAGAUAUGCAGCUUUUUUCUUGGAAAGGAAAGUUGAAUUUGGCUAUAAUGUUUGUGCUAUUUCUACAUACAGCUACUGCUUCACUGUCUUAAUGUCCUGUAAAUCGUUAAAAUGGCUGAAUUUCAAAAUCCAGGUGAGUUUCAUUGAUUUUGUUUUUGAAAUGCAUAUAUAUUUCUUGCCAUGUGACACAAAAUAUGAGAAAGUGUAAAUGCUUUUGUUGUCUGUACUAUUUUGAUUUAAGUUGAUGUGUGGUUGGCUUGUUUGCUCUGUCUGCUACUAAGCAGGUCAUUUAUAGAUACAUAUGAGAGAAAACAUACAUUAAAUGUUACAUGUACUUAUUGUGGUAUAUUUAUGAAAACACAGAACAAAGUAUUGACAAAAACCAUACAUUUCAUUGUAAUAGGUAUAGCCUAGUACUUGCCUAUUUGUAUGAAGUAAUUUACACUGCAACAGAAAUAGAUGUAGUGGUCAUUUAUGAUGAUAAAACAAGUGAUAACUGGGCUCUAAUGUUUCUUUAUAAAACCUGAUAUACGUAAUUUAUUAUAGAUAAUACAGUGUUAGAUCUGUUUUUGAAAGUUUUAGAUAAAAAACAAACGAUAUGAGGGCAAAACAUGUGUUCCAUUCCUCCUCUUCAAAAAACCAUUCUGAAAAGAAUGAUGUUAAACUGAUGGGUUAUUUAGUGCACGUUUUUUGAGGCAGUUUUUAACAGAUUCACAGACUGUACAAGACAAAUGCUCAGCUUUUUUUCUGAUCCAGGUUUUGUGUUUAUACAACAUUCCUCAAAAUAUUCAGUGUAUUAUUUGUCACAAAAAAUGCUCAAAAGGUAGAUCUUAUAUACAACCUUUCUCGUUUAUUUUCAAAUUAUUCAAGUUGGUUGGGAAAAAAAUUCUGUUAUUUUAUCCCAGAUAGCUAUUCCUUUGGAAUAUGAAUGUAUGCAUUUAUCAAAAUUUAGUUCCCCUCCAAUAUUUUUGAUUCAACAGUAUGUCAGCAUUGUAAGAGAUUUUCAAUUAAAUUAUAUGAAAUCAAAGCCGGUGCUUUGUGUAUGAUAUGAAAGUUGGAAGCAUUGAUUUUUGCAGUAACAUCUGGUACUGGCUUUACAUGAUUGACUUGUGGCAAAAAUUAUGUACUUCACUUUCUGUAUUGUCUUUGAAGGUAGAUUCUAUUUGUUUAAUCAAUCUAGUAUGUUGAGGUUUCAUUAGAGACAGGAAGGAAAGUGAUUUGUUUUUGCCCUAUGAAGGCGCAUCAGAUAAAUAACAGCUUUGUUACACACUUUGUAUUUGAUACCCAACGAUGAAACUGGGUAACAAGUUUUUAUAUAUUAAUUUCUAAUCCCUUUAAUAAAGGCCUAACCCAGAAACCCUUCAGCUGAUUGAAUUUUAGUCUGUCUAUAUACUUACUUGAAAAAAACAACAAACUUUGUAACUUGACAGAAAAAAAAAUUAUAACCACAGCAUUAGCUUGUAUUAGGAUAUGUUUUGUUUUCUUGGUUUAUGUAUUUGUUGCUGGCUACAGUUUUGACUGGUAUCUCAUUUAGCUCUGUGAUACUAUUGUGGAGUUCAUUUUCAAAUCAUGUGGAAAUAAAUUAUUUUGUUUGCUGAUU
This is a messenger RNA of Mercenaria mercenaria, 17712 nucleotides long. RefSeq names its product E3 ubiquitin-protein ligase HERC2-like. NCBI's taxonomy places the organism in Eukaryota, Metazoa, Mollusca, Bivalvia, Venerida, Veneridae. The record is from RefSeq and is a predicted model, not a curated record. The coding region runs from base 134 to 15031 and encodes 4965 amino acids. Gene Ontology annotation, biological process: protein ubiquitination. Gene Ontology annotation, molecular function: zinc ion binding; ubiquitin-protein transferase activity. The transcript has 77 exons.